Boeremia exigua is the source of this 1972-nucleotide messenger RNA. RefSeq lists its product as uncharacterized. The record is from RefSeq and is a predicted model, not a curated record. Bases 193 to 1791 code for a protein of 532 amino acids. Gene Ontology annotation, molecular function: FAD binding; oxidoreductase activity. The transcript has 2 exons. NCBI's taxonomy places the organism in Eukaryota, Fungi, Ascomycota, Dothideomycetes, Pleosporales, Didymellaceae.
CUUAGCAAAGGUCAGCCCCAAGUACUCCAGGCCACAAGAUUACCCCUGCCUAUUUGGCAAGCAUGGCAAAUUGAACGCCUAUAGAAGAAGCAGGAACUGCCGCACAACUCCGGAAUCAGUGACCUCCAUCUCACACGGCAGUUCCUGUCUCAUUUGACCUUGCGGUUAUAAUACCAGCAAUUACCCGCCAAGAUGAAGACGACUGUACCUUUGACGAUCUUGGUUGCCGGCGCAACAGCUCAAAGCACGUUCGAACCAGCGGACUUCAACAUCACGAAAGCACUCCUGGAUAAUGGCAUCAAUGUCUCAGAACUCCCCGACUUGGCACCACUUGUGGACAGGUCAUUUACCGGUGGCUGCUCUGCUGCUUGCAACUCUCUCCGUCUCAUCUUUGGCGACAGCAAGGUCGAACUUCAGGAAGAGACAGCGUACACAGCGUUCGUCAGCUCUUACUGGUCCGCCCAACAACGCGAGAUCACCCCUCAGUGUGUCUUCAAACCCGCUGAGCCACGUGAUGUAUCCUCCGCUGUUCUAAUCUCGCGAUUGACACAAUGUCCUUUUGCUGUCAAGAGUGGUGGUCACUCCGCUGUGCCUGGAGGUUCUAACAUCGACGGCGGGAUUACCAUCAGCUUUGAGAACCUCAACAAAAUAUCUUUGGCGGCUGACAAAAAGACUGCUUCUUUCCGACCCGGCAAUACUUGGUUUGACAUUUACACUGCGUUGGAGAAAGAUCAGGUCGCUGUCAUUGGAGGCCGCGUCGCCAGCGUCGGUGUCGGAGGUCUGACCCUUGGUGGGGGUAUCUCGUAUUUCUCCAGCACAUAUGGUCUUGCAUGCGACAAUGUCUUAAGUUACGAAGUUGUCACAGCAUCUGGCCUCAUUAUCAACGUCAGCCAGACAUCAUUCCCUGAUCUCUACUGGGCUUUGCGUGGCGGUGGCAACAACUUUGGUAUCGUCACUCAAUUCAACGUCCAAGCCAUUUCACAGGGGCAGAUGUGGGGAGGCUCACGAGUCUACCUCGAGCCAUCUUUCCCAGCUCUGAUCGAGGCCUAUUACAAUCUCGGCAUGAGCGCAACCAAGGAUGGCAAAGCACACCAAAUUCUAUCGUUUGCUUGGCAGGGCAUUGCUAUUGCUUCGCUCGAGCUUGAAUACUCUGACCCCACACCCAACGCCACCGUCCUGGCCGAAUACAACUCGAUCCCCGGCGCCAUUCAAGACGGAACCCGAGUCCAAAGCCUUGCCGAGCUCACUAAAGCUCUUGAGGGUCCCGCUAGUGGUGCAGGCCUCCGACAAGCAUUCUGGACGUUCACCUUCAAGCUGGACAAAGACCUAGCUACCACUACCUCAGCCAUAUUCCUUGAGGAGGUCGUCGCCAUCACCGAUGCCGCCGAUGUCAUCCCUUCACUCUCUCUGCAAGUCCUCACUGAGCCCAUCCUCGAGAAGACGAAGACACGUGGUGGCAACGCGCUUGGCCUCGAUGCCGCCGAUGGGCCCCUCAUGAACGUCCUGGUCGCACUGAAGUGGUCCAAUCCCGCUGACGACGCGCGUCUCAACGCCUUUGCCGCAAAGGUCAAGGACCGCGCUGUCGCUGCUGCGAAGGCCAAGGGCAAAGAUGUCCCAUAUUUGUACAUGAACUACGCCAGCCCAUGGCAAGAUCCUGUCGCUAGCUACGGUGCGGCGAAUAAGGCGCGGUUGCAGAAGAUCAGCAAGAAGUACGAUCCUACGGGCGUUUUCGAGAAGCUGCAGCCAGGGUAUUUCAAGUUGAACGGUGCGCCAAAGAGUGGGUCGCCGUAGGUCGGUCAUAUAGUAGGUGUUGUGGAUUACGUAGAGAUGCUUGAUGAAUCGUUAAUCAUAAUGAUGUCCUUUCUCUUCCAGCUCCUUUAAACUGACUUCGUAUUGCUGCGAAGCGUGGUCUGAACUCCAAAUUACAACGUAGGGACCUCUCUAGAGCUAAUCUAGCGACCAACAUGCUCGG